GAAGCGUGUGUGUGUAUGUUGCUCAGGGAGGGUGUCCAACAUGACAUCUGCAUCAGUGCUCUGCCUUUCAUUUCAGUUCCUGUUGCUGUGAUGACCACAGACAUGAGCACAGCAGGUGUUCAUCGAGGCUUCCUCAAAAAAUAUGGCGGCUUCAUGUUUAAGCAGUGGAAGGAGAAGUACCUUGUGCUGACCAUAGAGGGUAACCUGCUGGUGUGCCGGGAUGCAGAGUCCCCUCCAGACCAAGUGGUAGCACUACAUAGCAGCUGUGAGUCAAUUGCAGAGGGACGAGAAAUACUUGACCUGCCCAAGUUGCCUCCAGGGGGCAGGAGGGACUGCUGCUUUGCUCUUAUCCUGCCACAGAACAAGUUCCUGCUGCUGCUCUCAGACAACCCAGACGACUGCACGCUCUGGCUGAAGGUCAUCAGGAAAGUGAGAGAGGGUGUCAUGUCACCCCUGACACUCCAGAGACAACGCAGCAUCACUCCCUGCAUCACAGAUAGAGAUCCCCUGCCCGACUCUGCCAGUGAUAAAGACCCCGGGUCACCAAGGGUUGGUGAGGGCACCCCUCCUUUGACUAGGGUCACUGAACGGGGAGGCUCCUUCAGAGAGAGAGGGCAAAACCAAGCAAAUGUGUCACGGCGACCUCUGCGUAGUGUUUCUGUGGCACCACCUCACCGUGUGUCCGACUGUCUUCGCCAUGGCAACAGCAGUGAUGCCCGGGCAGUGAGGGCAGUAUGCUUACUGAUGGGAGGGGCAGCAGCCUCCUCUGCUUUGGGCUACCUCAAUUCCUGCUCCCCUUCCUCUCCCCUUGCCACAAGACCCCCAGAAAUUGCCCACGGCACAGGGGGCUUCUCUGAGCUUUCUGCCGGGGGCUCCUUCCAUGCCUGCAGCCAGGAUGUCGAUUCCCCACACUUUACCAGCUUUGACUUCGAAGGAGACUCCGACUUUGAUGCAUUUGACUGUGGAGGAUUUGCUUUUUAGUUGACAGGGCUUUCAAAUUCCUUAUAUUGAUGUUUGUAAUAUAAGUAUGUUGUUAUUUACUAAUCAGCUGUUGGGUAAUCUGUAGGACUAAUUUAGCAAUUAAUAAAGGUGUGCUUCCUGACUUUAUGCCAAUGCUCCUCAGGUUAAUCAUAAAUAAGCCUGACUCCUGUAAACACUGUCUGUGUUGUAUCACUUUUUCCAUGCCAUGAUGGCUUGAUAUUAACUGGGUCAGCAGUCUGAUUCCAGUCACACAGACAUUUAUAAGAACAUAUUAGUCUCAGAUUUCAAUUCAAUUCAAUAAAACUUUAUUGAUCCUGAAGGUUGACCCCAAAGGAAAUUGGGUAAUUUUUUUUCUUUUUUUUUUUUUCUUCAGAUUUGGAUUUGUGUCAUAAAUUUGAGAAAAGAUGAUCUCACUGAAUAUUUUCUUUCUCGUCCACAUUUCUCUCAGUGUCUUCUGCCCUGCUUUUGGAAAUUACCCUUUCACCUGUGUGCACAGCGUAAUCAUACAUGGAAUGCAGUUUAAAGGUUAACACAUUAAAUCCUUUUGUCAACAUGA
Pelmatolapia mariae (spotted tilapia) is the source of this 1537-nucleotide messenger RNA. RefSeq lists its product as uncharacterized. The transcript has 6 exons. The record is from RefSeq and is a predicted model, not a curated record. Gene Ontology annotation, biological process: regulation of cell differentiation. Bases 16 to 981 code for a protein of 321 amino acids. NCBI's taxonomy places the organism in Eukaryota, Metazoa, Chordata, Actinopteri, Cichliformes, Cichlidae. Gene Ontology annotation, cellular component: membrane.